AAGCACCAUCUGGGGCAGAGGGCAUUCAGCGCACACAUGAGUUUCAAAACAAACUGGUCUUGCUAAAAGUUGAAAAAUUCUUCGCUCCAAUCACGUCAUCAAAAGCCAACUUUAAAUUUUGAGAUGCUCUCGUCGAAGUAGAGACGCAGCCGCCACAAGGAAGACUUAACCAAGUCCCAGUGUUAUUUAUUACAUUUUUUAAUCUAAAAAAAUGGCUGCGAGUAUUCUUCGAAGGAAGCUUCUUUUUCAAAGCACCGCUCGGUUUUAUCAGCGCAGAAACUACGGUUACUAUGUCUUAUUGCCAGAAACCAAAUCCGAAUUGCCGGAAAAGCACGUUCUGUCAAGGGCGGACGAGACUUUCCCGUCGUUCGCCAAUGUCAACGGGGAGGAAUGCCUUAACUCUCUAGGAAAAAUUAUUUUGGAAUACGAAACGAACCUUUGGAAACUUGAGGAUGGCAUCAAAUCUCUGGGAGAUGAUGUCAAAUACGACGACGUGGUUGACAAGCUGGAUGAACUAGCUUUACCUCUGGAUUCAGCAUGGAGCAUCGUCAAGACCUUUGCUUUAGUUAACAGCAAACUGAUCAGUGCGGACAGCUACUCGAAAGUGCACGAUCGGGCCAGAAAAGCUAAGACAAAGAGGAUGCACAGCAAGCCAAUUUACGAAGCAAUGAAGAAAAUCCAUGAAAGCGGCUCAAAGUUUAGCGAGGAAGAGGCAAGGACUGUUAAGAAAUUUGUACUUGAGGGUAGACUGAAUGGACUGGAUUUAGCACCAAAAGAAUUUCAGCAUUACUCCAAUAUCAUGGGUCAGAUUGGACAAGAAAGGGGUCAAUUUUUCGGCAAAGCAAAGGUUGCAACUGAAGCGUUCAAACAGAUAAUCGGGGACCCGAGCAUGACUCGAGACUUUCCUCGCAGUCUCCUGGUAGCCACUGCUCAGGACUCAGCAAAGCCAGGUCAAGGACCGUGGACCGUCACUCUGAGACAGUCUGUGGCAGAGCCUUUUUUGCAGUACUGCCCAAUGCGAGAACUCCGAUGGAACGUGUGGCAGGCAAGUGUGCGACGGUGCUCCAAUGAAGGCGACAGAGAGCUCAACAACAGCGUCCACAUUGAAAAGCUACGGUCUAUGCGCAAGGAUCAGGCCAAGCUGCUCGGCUUUGAUACAUUUGCUGACAUGUCGAUGCAGACCAAAAUGGCGGGAAAGGUGGAUACAGUCAGGUCAAUGAUUGCAACUCUUUUGCUUAAAGCCAAGCCUGCACAAGACGUGGAACUAAAAAAUUUGCUGAAAUUCGCGCAAGAAAGAGGCUUUGAAGGAGGUUUAAUGCCUUGGGAUAUUCCGUACUGGAAACGAAAGCAGCAAAGAUCAAUUUUCAAAAUGACUGAAGAAGAGAUGCAAUUGUACUUCCCCUUGGAGCAUGUAGUGAGCUGCAUGUUCCGGUUGGCAGAAAAACUUUUCCAGCUAGAGAUUGUCAAGGAUGAACAUGCAAGCAACUGGCACCCUGACGCUGCAUUUUACCAAGUGAGAAGUGCCGAGGGAAGACUUUUUGGAGGCUUCUACUUUGAUCCUUUCUUGAGACCGGAAUCCAAAGGAAAAUCUGCGAUUGGUUGGAUGUUGAAUGUUAGAGGCAGAAACUUGGCCAUUCCCAAUGGUGGCGUUCCCCUUGGCGGGCUGGUUUUCAAUUUCGCUCCUCCUGACACGACCACAGGAACUCCUUCAUGCUUGACAAUCUUGGAAAUGAGGGAGCUCUUCUCUAAGUUUGGCCACAUACUGCAACAAGUUCUGGCAACUGCAACCUGCUCUGAAGUCUCUGGUCUCACUAAUGUUGAGUGGGACGCUGUCAACAUCAGCAGCCAGCUCAUGUCUAUGUGGCUGACUGACCCAAGCUUCCUACAAUCGCUCAGCCACCACCACGCAACUGGAGAGCAGCUCACUGAGGAGACAAUCGCGUCCUUGUCCAAAUCUAACCGCAUUUUAGCUGGCCAUGAACUGUGCCGCGAGCUGUACCUCUCCACUCUGGACAUGGAUUUGCAUUCAACGGAUGAGUUUUGGCUGGACACAGUGAAGCGCAUCUAUCAGCAGUACAUGCCCUUUGAGCUAGACAAAAGGGACGCCCAUCCUUGCUCUUUUACACCCAUCUUUUCUGGGGAUUGGGCGGCAGCCUAUUACUCAGGCCUGUGGGGUAGAAUGGUGGCCGCUGACGCGUACAAUGCUUUUAAGGAUUCUUCUGAAGAUGUUGAGGAGGUUGGAAAGAGAUUUAGACAAUGCAUUCUUGAACCUGGCGGCGCAGUUCAGCCAGCUGUUGCUUUUAGGAGGUUUAGAGGUCGUGAUCCAUCUCCCAAUGCACUUUUGAACAGUUUGGGUUUGAAGGUGGUUAAGCCAGCAGUCAAAGUAGCAUCAAAUAAUAUUGUAGAUAAUUAAAAAGAAUAUUGCUAUUACUCUAA
Messenger RNA from Cloeon dipterum, 2436 nucleotides. RefSeq lists its product as uncharacterized. Bases 212 to 2413 code for a protein of 733 amino acids. Gene Ontology annotation, molecular function: metalloendopeptidase activity. Gene Ontology annotation, biological process: proteolysis. Lineage: Eukaryota; Metazoa; Arthropoda; Insecta; Ephemeroptera; Baetidae. The transcript is spliced from 12 exons. The record is from RefSeq and is a predicted model, not a curated record.